UAGGCAUUGGCACCGAUGGAAAGGCUUAAACUCUACAAGCACCACACCACCCAGCUCUGCUCCAAUUGUGGCUACAGCUUCACCAGCGUCUGCGGUGACCAUGAUCUUGCCCGCCUCGCCCGCACAGACUAUCUACCAAACAGCGAUCACAGUCGUGAAUGGCUUCGGAGUGGGCUGGCCACACUCGAGGCCAGCCUCCAAGACUGCGACGCCGAACUCGCGCGAUUUGAGGCAGCAUUGUGGCGUUUCCAAUUGCAUAAGACCAGCAUCGAGGACUCAGUUGCUGACGCGAGAGCGCUCCUCGCACCCAUCCGCUACGUGCCUCCAGAAGUUCUGCGCGCAAUCGCCGCAUAUACGCUCCCGCCCACGUGGUUUGACGACUCAAUUGGCACCAAUACAUGGCCAUUCGCCCAAGUGUGCCACGUCUGGAGAGAGAUCGCGCUCGGACUGCGCUGGCCAUCGGCAGACUUUCGGUUGCCUGACUGGGAGUUGGACUGGCGCGGACUGAGAGGAGAGUCCUUGAUCGCUGCGGUGACUGAGUAUAUCCAACGCUCCGGCGGAUAUCCUCUUCGCGUAUCCGUGGGUCCUGAACAUUCCGUCACAUCCUGGAUACCUAUCAAUCCCCAAGUGUGGCAAGUGAUCUGGGCCAACGCAGAUCGAUUGCAGGCUCUCGACAGCGUCACUUCCCUCGUCAACGGAAUACCUUAUCCUUUUCUCCCAGAGUUGGCCUCGCUCUCUAUCCGCGGACAUCCACCCGAUGAAUCUGAGGAUGAAACGGUAGCGCUCCCUGAUACCACUCUUGUUCCAAACCUCCGCAAGCUGCAACUUUCCUUCGCCGGCUCUCCCGCCUCGAGUGGGUUCGACUGGUCUAGGCUACAUGUACUUGAUGUCAGGUGUGAAAGGCUCGACGACCUUCACGCGCUUUCUUUCUGUCUAUUCCGCCAUGCCCAGGGUUUUCCUAAAUGGAAGGAGGUUCCCACAGUUGGUCUCACGUGCAACCAACUUGGUCGCACGUGA
Messenger RNA from Schizophyllum commune H4-8, 1017 nucleotides. RefSeq lists its product as uncharacterized. The transcript has a single exon. The record is from RefSeq and is a predicted model, not a curated record. Bases 16 to 1017 code for a protein of 333 amino acids. Lineage: Eukaryota; Fungi; Basidiomycota; Agaricomycetes; Agaricales; Schizophyllaceae.